AUCCCCAGGGGAGGAUCCUGAAGGAGAAUGGCCAGCUCUGGUCCUCAAGACACGGUGUGUGGCUCAGUGACAUUUAGGGAUGUGGCUGUUGACUUCUCUCAGGAGGAGUGGGCCUGCCUGGAUGCUACUCAGAGGGUCUUAUACAGGGACAUGAUGCUGGAGACCUACAGCAACCUCGUCACAGUGGUGGGAAGUUCCAUUUCCAAACCGGAUCUGAUCACCUUACUAGAGGAGGAGAGAGAGCCCUGGAUGGUUGUGAAGGAAGAAGCAGACAGGCCCGGCCCAGAAUUGGAGUCAUGCUAUGAAGCUGAAAAUAUAUCUCCAGAAAAUCAUGUGUAUAGUAUAGAUUUACCCAAGCAGACCAUGAAGCAAUUAAGUAAAACUUUUAAUCUCCAGGGCUCCAGUUUUAGUAAUGACCCCAACUCUAGUACAUUCAAGGCACUACAGAGUUAUCAAAGAGAUGUUGAUCAAAAGAUUAGUAACAAGGAAAAACUGCCUCCUUACACCUGCAAAACUCUGACUCACAAUAUAGAAAAGCCAUAUGAAUGUAAAGAAUGUGGAAAGUACUUUGGUUGUAGUUCAAAUCUCAAUCAGCAUCAGAGUAUUCAUACUGGAGAGAAACCCUAUGAAUGUAAGGAAUGUGGGAAAACCUUCAGACUCCACCAACAACUUACAAGACAUCAGAAAUCUCACAGCGGUGAGAGACCUUUUGAAUGCGAUGAGUGUGGAAAGGCAUUUCAUCUUCCCAACCUGCUUAAAUAUCAUAAAACCAUUCAUUCAGGCACAAAACCCUUUGGGUGUGAGGAAUGUGGGAAGUCCUUCAAUCGUGUCUCCACUCUUUUUCAACAUAGGAUCAUUCAUGCCGGUGUGAAACCAUAUGAAUGUAGUGAGUGUGGGAAAGCCUUUAAUCGUCGCUCAAACCUCAUGCAACAUCAGAAGAUUCACUCUGGUGAGAGACCCUUUCAGUGUAAGGAAUGUGGGAAAGCCUUCACUGUUUUGGCACAGCUCACUCGGCACCAGAACAUUCAUACUGGAGAGAAGUCAUUUGAAUGUGAGCAAUGUGGGAAGAUAUUCAGUAGUGGCUCAUACCUUGCACGACACCAGAGUAUUCAUACUAGUGAGAAACCCUUUGAGUGUAAUGUAUGUGGGAAGGCUUUUAGGCUUCACCUGUAUCUUUCUGAGCAUCAGAAAACUCACACUGAUGAGAAACCUUUCAAGUGUAAGCUGUGUGGGUCAGCCUUCAGACGUAAGUACCAACUUAGUGAACAUCAGAGAAUCCAUACUGAUGUGAAACCCUAUCAGUGCAAGGAAUGUGGGAAAAACUUCCGUAGACGUUCAAACUUUACUGAACAUCUGAGUAUUCACACUGGAAAGAAACCAUUUGAAUGUAAAGAAUGUGGGAAAGUCUUUAGACUUAAUAUCCAUCUCAUUCGACAUCAGAGAUUUCAUAGUGGUGAAAGACCUUUUGAAUGUAAAGAAUGUGGAAAGGCUUUUCAUUUUUCCAGCCAGCUUAAUUACCAUAAAACCAUUCAUACAGGUCAAACACCUUUUGAAUGUGAGGAAUGCGGGAAGUCCUUCAAGCGUGUCUCCAGCCUUGUUGAACAUAGGAUCAUUCAUGCCGGUGUGAAACCAUAUGAAUGCAAUGAGUGUGGGAAAGCCUUUAAUCGUCGCUCAAACCUCAUGCAACAUCAGAAGAUUCACUCUGGUGAGAGACCCUUUCAGUGUAAGGAAUGUGGGAAAGCCUUCACUGUUUUGGCACAGCUCACUCGGCACCAGAGCAUUCAUACUGGAGAGAAAUCAUUUGAAUGUGAGAAGUGUGGGUCAGCCUUCAGACUUCAGUACCAACUUACUCAACAUCAGAGAAUUCAUACUGAUGUGAAACCUUUUCAGUGCAAGGAAUGUGGAAAGGGCUUUAUUCGUGGUACAGGCCUUCGAAUUCACCAAAGAAUCCAUACUGGUGAGAAGCCCUUUCAAUGUAAGGAAUGUGGAGAAGCCUUUCAAUAUCAUUACCAAUUUCUUGGGCAUUUUAGAAUUCAUACUGACAAGAGUCCUUAUGAAUGUACACAAUGUGGGGAGUACUUUACUCGUGGUGGAGACCUUAAAGUACAUCAAAGAAUUCACACUGAUGAGAAAUCUUACCAGUGCUAAGAAUAUUCGAAUCCCAUUAGUUGAAAAUCAAGCUUGGUUUGACAUGCUAAAAUGCAUAUUAAUAAGCCUUAUGGAUGUAAGGAAUGUGUAAAGACUUUCAGUAAUUCUAAGAUAGCCUUAUAUUACAGAAUUCAUUAUGGUGAGAACCCCUAUGAAUGUAAGAAUUGGAGAAAAUGUUUAUUGUUAUUAUUAUUAUUUUUUUUUUUUUUAGCCUUUACUGCACAGUGGAGAAUUCAUACUGGUAUGAAACUUCUCAAUGUAAAGAAUAUGGAAAGACCUUCAAUUUCUGAGCUCAGGCCUUCUUCAAUAUAAAGGAAUCCAUGCUGGUGUGAAACCCUACCAAUGCAAGGAGUGUGGGAACAUUAUAGAAUUAGCUCAGCUCUUAAACCUCAUCAGAGAGUCCUUAUAGGUCUGAAACCCUGUGAAUGUAAAGAAUGUGGGUAAGCCUUAUUGUAAAUGAUGAGCCUAUAAAACAUCAGAAAGUACUUCAUCAUCAGGGGUCCUAUGCAUGUAAGGAAGGCAAACAAGUCUUUGUAUGGAAAUUUUACUGAACAUCAGAGGACUCAUUGGCAAGACUGUGAUUGAAAAGGAUGUGGGAAGAACUAGAAUUUGUCCUAGAAUUUGGUCUACAUCAGUAUUCAUAUAUUCUUAAUGCCAAGAAACCCUUAGAGAAUGAGAAUGUGGGAAACCUGUUGUUCAGAGGUCAUACUCUGUUGAGAAUAUCUUUGAAUGUCAGAAGUAUAGGGUAGCCAUCAUAGUCUUGAUUUACUUUCAUCUUGUUAAUUCUGUAAAUUUAAUUCAAAUAGUAUUAAACCAAUAUAGGAAAGCAGUUAUUGGAACUAGGAUUAUGUGAGGUCCCUUCCUGGUCUCCAUUAGUAUCCAUGGCUCCUGUAAUGUUAGGCACAAUGUUUCCUUUCUGCCUAAUUUGUUAAUGACAAUCACAGUACCAGACAAAGUUGUGCAAACAAUACAACAGAUAUAAAAUCCUUGAAAGAAUAUUUGUUUCAUGCUCAUGUUCUAUAAAGUGGCUUUUUACAAUGUUCUUGCCUUUAUAUCAUCAUUCCUGUAACUUAUAUGGAAGCAAAUUGUAUUGCAGAUAGUUUAGAGGAGCCUCAUGCAUUCCUAUACCAUUCUGGGAAAAAUCAAAUCUGAUGAAAAUAUAUAUGAAAGGAUUUUUAUUGAGAAUUCAUUCCUUAAUUAUUUGUGUAGAGAAGUUAAAAACAUAGCUGCUAAUGAAUACUUUUGAAAGGGGUUCAAUACAUAAAAAUUUCAAAAGGUAAGACCCUAUAAUUUA
Messenger RNA from Phodopus roborovskii (desert hamster), 3442 nucleotides. RefSeq names its product zinc finger protein 60. Gene Ontology annotation, biological process: regulation of DNA-templated transcription. Gene Ontology annotation, cellular component: nucleus. The record is from RefSeq and is a predicted model, not a curated record. Lineage: Eukaryota; Metazoa; Chordata; Mammalia; Rodentia; Cricetidae. Bases 28 to 2148 code for a protein of 706 amino acids. The transcript is spliced from 4 exons.